This is a messenger RNA of Amphimedon queenslandica, 590 nucleotides long. RefSeq lists its product as uncharacterized. The coding region runs from base 53 to 511 and encodes 152 amino acids. The record is from RefSeq and is a predicted model, not a curated record. NCBI's taxonomy places the organism in Eukaryota, Metazoa, Porifera, Demospongiae, Haplosclerida, Niphatidae. The transcript is spliced from 4 exons.
UACAUUAAUUAAAGAUAUAAGUACUGGUGCAUCAUCAUUGCUUAUAACAUCUAUGUCAAUAUCAGUACCCACUGCUACUGGUACAUUAACUAUUAGUGUUACUGGAGGUGCAUCAGUAGUGACAUCAUCAACUAUGAUCCCAAGGCCCAGUACAAGUAUUAGUGGCUCUAGUGUUGUUCCUAUUGUAUCAGGAGCUGUUGGAACAGUAUUAUUAAUUAUAAUCAUUAUUAUUAUUAUUAUACUGAUAAUAAUACUGGUAAUUAAAAGACAAAGAAGUAAAUCUAACAAUAGUGUAGAAUUGAAAAUGUACAGUACUGAUGGGGCUACUCCCACAUAUGAUGAGAUCAUUGACAAACCAACUACUACAGUGCCAGUACCAAUAUAUGAUACACCAAUGGAGACAGAUAUUAACAUCAAUGUACACACUAAUACUGCUUAUCAGAGAUCAACAGUUAAUAAAGAUAUAAUUGAUGUACAAAAUAAUGCUGCCUAUGGACAAGUAACAAUGUAAAUAGACAGCAGAGAAUUAUAUUUUUAAUCAUUUUUGUAUUUAGUAAUUCAAUGGUAAUAAUUAUUUUAAUGAUAAUGGU